Molecule: messenger RNA, 3207 nt
Organism: Salmo salar (Atlantic salmon)
Lineage: Eukaryota; Metazoa; Chordata; Actinopteri; Salmoniformes; Salmonidae
Product: DDB1- and CUL4-associated factor 7
Molecular function (GO): protein binding
Source: RefSeq, a predicted model, not a curated record
GAGAAUGAUCCCCCACCCCUCUUUGUGGUUACAGCAGCAGUGUUGUUGAAGUCGGAGUCGGGUCAAAGCUAGCAGGGGACUCAAUUUGAAAAGCAGGCUCACCUACCCGGAUCAUCAAAAUCGAGCGAAUCGCAAAUUCACAGACUAUUGGCCGUAAGCUAACGUGUGUCUCGAAGCUUCAUUUAAGCUUAAACGUCGCCUUCGUUGUCCGACAGUGAUAGCUAUCACGCGGUACAACGCGCUACUAGCUAGCUAAUGGCGUUAACUGGGCUAGUGUUGUAUCCAUAACUAACGACUGUUUGCUAGCUUUGACAGCCUUUGUCAUUUGAACUGUUCAAAUCUUCAAUUCGGAAAGUCUUUAACGAGCCGUGGGGUAUAUUUUGUUCCUAGGAAACAGUUGUUUUGUUUUAUAUAGGUAAGGAUUUGAUAUAAGAGCUCGUUUAUUGAGCUAUGUCUCUCCACGGUAAGCGAAAAGAGAUAUACAAAUACGAAGCGCCAUGGACGGUGUAUGCAAUGAACUGGAGCGUUCGUCCCGACAAACGCUUUCGCCUGGCCCUUGGAAGUUUCGUUGAAGAAUAUAACAAUAAGGUGCAGAUUGUGGGUCUGGAGGAGGAGAGUUCAGAGUUCAUCUGCAGGAACACCUUUGACCACCCCUACCCCACCACCAAGAUUAUGUGGAUCCCGGACAGCAAGGGUGUUUACCCAGACCUGCUUGCCACUAGCGGGGACUACCUGCGCAUCUGGAGGGUCAGUGAAACAGAGACGCGUUUGGAAUGCUUGCUGAAUAACAACAAGAACUCUGACUUCUGUGCCCCACUCACCUCGUUUGACUGGAAUGAAGUGGAUCCUAAUCUACUGGGCACCUCCAGCAUUGACACCACCUGUACUAUCUGGGGGUUGGAGACUGGCCAAGUGCUGGGCAGAGUCAACCUUGUCUCCGGCCACGUCAAGACCCAGCUCAUUGCUCAUGACAAAGAGGUGUAUGACAUCGCGUUCAGCCGCGCAGGCGGUGGUCGGGACAUGUUUGCGUCGGUCGGCGCGGACGGCUCAGUACGCAUGUUUGACCUGCGGCACCUGGAACACAGCACCAUCAUCUAUGAAGAUCCCCAGCACCACCCCCUACUGCGCCUCUGCUGGAACAAACAGGACCCCAACUACCUGGCCACCAUGGCUAUGGACGGCAUGGAAGUUGUGAUUCUGGACGUGCGUGUUCCCUGCACGCCGGUGGCCCGCCUCAACAACCACCGGGCCUGUGUCAACGGCAUCGCCUGGGCUCCCCACUCCUCCUGUCACAUCUGCACUGCAGCCGACGACCACCAGGCGCUGAUAUGGGACAUCCAGCAAAUGCCCAGGGCCAUCGAGGACCCUAUUCUGGCCUACACAGCUGAGGGGGAGAUCAACAAUGUCCAGUGGGCCUCCACCCAGCCUGACUGGAUCGCCAUCGGCUACAACAACUGCCUAGAGAUCCUGCGGGUCUAAAGCCAACCUUCACCUCAGGUGUGGAUGUGAAGGGCUGGAGGAUGAGGACGAUGUGUGGAUUCAGAACUUGGACAUGUGUUUUUGAGUGGAAGUAAAUCUUGCAGGACUGCCUCAAACCACUGCUCUGUCCUGGCUGAUUGAUGUGCGUAUGGGAGGCGGUGUGAACUCUUUGUCCCACUCCACAAUGUCCUGGUUUACUCUGUUUUUGAUAGAACUAAUCCCUGUGUCAAAAGGAGUAUGUUGUCUUUAUUUAUUGUUUUGUUAAUCAUCAGUGUCUGUACAGCGCCAUAAUGCAUCAGUGUCUGUACAGCGCCAUAAUGCAUCAGUGUCUGUACAGCGCCAUAAUGCAUCAGUGUCCGUACAGCGCCAUAAUGCAUCAGUGUCUGUACAGCGCCAUAAUGCAUCAGUGUCCGUACAGCGCCAUAAUGCAUCAGUGUCCGUACAGCGCCAUAAUGCAUCAGUGUCCGUACAGCGCCAUAAUGCAUCAGUGUCUGUACAGCGCCAUAAUGCAUCAGUGUCUGUACAGCGCCAUAAUGCAUCAGUGUCUGUACAGCGCCAUAAUGCAUCAGUGUCUGUACAGCGCCAUAAUGCAUCAGUGUCUGUACAGCGCCAUAAUGCAUCAGUGUCUGUACAGCGCCAUAAUGCAUCAGUGUCUGUACAGCGCCAUAAUGCAUCAGUGUCUGUACAGCGCCAUAAUGCAUCAGUGUCUGUACAGCGCCAUAAUGCAUCAGUGUCUGUACAGCGCCAUAAUGCAUCAGUGUCUGUACAGCGCCAUAAUGCUUCAGUUGGUUCAACAAUUCUAGAUGGUCAAUUCAUUAUGGAGUGAAACAGUGCAGUUCCAACUGAAGACUGCCUCUUGAGUGUGUUUAACCUGUUGUUUUAGCCAGCUAUAUAGCCAGCUAUAACGACAUAUUUAGGGUCAGGAAACUGGAUUUAAAACGACACUCACUGUCAGAAAAUGUAAUUUAGGGUCAUCUGGGUGUCUUUCUGAACUGGUUUGAAUCCAGUUGUAGACUUCUGAAUUUGAAACCAUAAGUCAAAUUUUAAGGCCUCAUAAGUAUUUUUUUAAAUGGUUUGCUGGUACCAGAUCACUUCCAUGAUUAUACUGUGAUAAUCUGACAUAUAGUGAAGUGACUGAAGUGUUAUGGUUCAAUACCACAGGAAGUUGGUGGCACUUUAAUUGGGGAGAACAGGCUCAUUCUAAUGGCUGGAGCGGAAUAGGUGGAAUGGUAUGAAACACAUCUAACACGUGGUUUCCAGGUGUUUGAUGCCAUUCCAUUUGCUUCGUUCCAGCCAUUAUUAUGAGUCGUCCUCCCCUCAGCAGCCUCCUGUGUUCAACACACAGUUGCAUGUCUCACAGUUUUUGGAUACUUUGCCAUCAGCCCCUUUGGACUAGACCAGAACCUACCAAAAACAAGAUUAAUAACGUUUUCUUCAUUUUGAGUAGAGUUGCUCGGAACAACUGCAGUUCCUAUUCAAGACUGUGUGAAACAAAUACGUUUACUUAGCCUAGUACUGAAGGAGAGUGAAACCUUUUUUUCUCGUGUCUCGCUCUCCCUAUCUUUUUAUUGUUCUCUGUACUCGAAGGUCAACCCCCUUUUCGCAUGUUUGUACAAGGGGAAAUGUACAUAAAGAUAUUGAUGAUAAGGCAAAUCUACAUGUAGUAGCUUUUUUCAUAAAAGUUUGUAUUACCAAAUUUGCUCUAACUAAUAAAUAUUCCUUCAUGUG